Mesorhabditis belari is the source of this 1197-nucleotide messenger RNA. The record is from the annotation of a GenBank genome assembly. NCBI's taxonomy places the organism in Eukaryota, Metazoa, Nematoda, Chromadorea, Rhabditida, Rhabditidae.
AUGGCCACCGGAACCGAUUCUCAAGGCCGCAAAGUGAUCGUGGUCGAUAAUGGAACCGGAUUUGUCAAAUGCGGGUACGCGGGCUCAAAUUUCCCGGCUCACAUUUUCCCGUCGUUGGUCGGCCGUCCCAUUGUUCGCUCAUCGCAACGAAUUGGAGACACACAAAUUAAGGACUUGAUGGUCGGUGAAGAGGCGUCGAAGCUUCGUCAUAUGUUGGACAUCUCGUACCCGAUGGAGAAUGGAAUCGUGCGGAAUUGGGAUGACAUGGCCCACGUUUGGGACUACACAUUUGGCCCUGAAAAACUCGAUAUUGACCCAAAGGAUUGCAAAUUAUUGCUCACCGAGCCGCCACUGAAUCCAAAUUCGAAUCGGGAGCGAAUGUUUCAAGUGAUGUUUGAGCAAUAUGGCUUCCACUCAAUCUAUGUGGCUGUACAGGCCGUGUUGACGCUUUAUGCUCAAGGACUUUUAACGGGUGUUGUUGUCGAUUCUGGUGAUGGAGUUACACACAUUUGUCCCGUUUAUGAAGGUUUUGCUCUCAAUCAUCUCACAAGACGACUUGAUGUGGCCGGACGGGACAUCACUCGAUAUUUAAUUAAGCUACUUCUUCUUCGUGGCUACAACUUCAAUCAUUCCGCUGAUUUUGACACCGUUCGAGAGAUGAAGGAAAAGCUCUGCUACAUGGCCUAUGAUGUGGAACAAGAGCAAAAGUUGGCUCUUGAGACAACAGUGCUCACUCAACAAUACACGCUUCCCGAUGGUCGAAUCAUUCGAGUUGGAGCCGAGAGAUUUGAAGCACCAGAAGUUCUAUUCCAGCCGCAUCUCAUCAACGUUGAGAAGAAUGGUCUCUCGGAGCUUCUAUUCAAUUGUAUUCAAGCUGCUGACAUUGAUACACGACUCGACUUCUACAAGCACAUUGUCUUGUCAGGAGGAACGACGAUGUAUCCGGGACUCCCAUCACGAUUGGAACGUGAAUUGAAGCAACUGUAUCUUGAUCGGGUACUCCACGGAAAUGUUGAACAAUUUAAGAAAUUCAAAAUCCGGAUAGAAGCCCCACCUCGACGCAAGCAUAUGGUUUUCAUGGGUGGAGCUGUAUUGGCGAACUUGAUGAGAGAUCGUGAUCAGGAUUUCUGGGUAUCAAAGCGUGAAUACGACGAAGAAGGCCUAGCGAGAUGCAUGAAGAAACUCGGAAUCAAGGUG